Messenger RNA from Plasmopara halstedii, 822 nucleotides. RefSeq names its product serine protease family. The transcript has 2 exons. NCBI's taxonomy places the organism in Eukaryota, Oomycota, Peronosporomycetes, Peronosporales, Peronosporaceae. The record is from RefSeq and is a predicted model, not a curated record. Gene Ontology annotation, biological process: proteolysis. Gene Ontology annotation, molecular function: serine-type endopeptidase activity. The coding region runs from base 1 to 822 and encodes 273 amino acids.
AUGAACAUUCAGCAGCUAUUCGCGUUCAUUGCCCUGUUGUUAGCGCCGGCAGAGCAGACGACACGAUCUCACAGCUACACCUUUGACGAGGAGAGCCGCAUUAUUGGUGGUGUAGACGCAUCCAUCAGCGAUUUUCCAUACGUCGCGAGUGUGCGUAUCGACGGCAUCACGGUCUGCGCUGCCACGCUCAUUGCACCACAGUACCUUUUGACAACGGCGCAUUGCGUCAGGACGGACGAAAUAACUAUGACUGCUUCUUUUGAUACGAUAUAUCGCUUUGGCAAUGAUGGCGAAGAGGUAGCAAUCGACACAGGCUUUAAGCACCCAUUGUACAACAAGAAAAUGCACAAGUAUGACGUGGGUCUGCUCAAAUUAAUGGAGCCACGAAAGCAAAAAAUAGCUUCUUUGCCCGCCGCUGAUGGCUCGGACGAAAAAGUCGGCACGAUGGCCAUCAUUCUUGGCUGGGGUCAAACGGCGACGGAAGAUAGUAGUUUUAAGCUACAGUCUGCCAGUAUUCCUAUUAUCUCACAUGAAGAAUGUAACAAGUUUGAGUCGUACAAAGAUCAGCUCUCGGAUGGUAUGCUUUGCGCUGGCGACGGCAACGGCAAGGGCUCGUGCAGAGGCGACUCAGGCGGCCCUCUUAUCGCUAAUGAUGUCCUUGUCGGUUUCGUUAGCUGGGCAGGUGAACACUGCGGCAAAGAACCUGGCGUGUACACUCGCAUAUCGUCUGUGUUGGACUACAUUCAGAGUGUCCUCGAUGGUGACGAAGACGAAAAUGCCUUACGUGUAAAGCCAGCUUCAUCGGCAGAGCAGACUUUUUAG